Messenger RNA from Pocillopora verrucosa, 3956 nucleotides. RefSeq names its product activin receptor type-2A-like. Gene Ontology annotation, biological process: activin receptor signaling pathway; cellular response to growth factor stimulus; protein phosphorylation. Gene Ontology annotation, molecular function: activin receptor activity; activin binding; metal ion binding. Gene Ontology annotation, cellular component: plasma membrane; activin receptor complex. NCBI's taxonomy places the organism in Eukaryota, Metazoa, Cnidaria, Anthozoa, Scleractinia, Pocilloporidae. The record is from RefSeq and is a predicted model, not a curated record.
AGCAUACGGGGUUUUUAGUUUUCCACGCUUUGGAAAGUUUCGGUCAGUGAGAGUGUUAUACGGAGAUAUGAAUGUUUGCAAUUUUGUAGUGUUUUUUCUGCUAUCGUCGGCUGUACACUGCUUAGGAGAUCCCAAAAGAGAUGGAAAAAGCCCUCGACUGGUGUGUCAUUUCUGUAGCAAGUCUAACAGCAGCCAAAGUGAUUGUACAUGGAGCAACACAACUUGUGAUGAGACAAGCAAACACUGUUACACCAUGUGGAUAAAUGACUCUUCAAGUAAAGGAGGGGUACAACAGGCAGGGUGCUGGCAGCAAAAUGCAAACUGUGAAGAUUCAUUGUGUUUGGGUGAGAAGACACAUAAUGGGAAAGCUUUUUUCUUUUGCUGCUGUAAUGAAAAUCUUUGUAAUGGGAAUUUCAGUUUACGCCCUGAGACAACAAGAUCAACAGUAACUUCUGAACCAAUAACUACAGGAGGAAUAAUACAAUAUACCAACAAACCUUCAGAACCUGACAGGCGUGGCCCCACAUACACACUGUUGUAUUUAGUGGCUCCAAUUUUUGUAAUAGCAGUUAUCCUGGUAAUUGGGUUUUUUAUGUAUCGCCGCCACAAAACACCAUUUCCGACCCGUAUCCUGGAAGAAGAACUUCUCAACUCAAUCCCUCCACCAUCCCCAGAGCUGGGCUUCAGACCCAUUCAGCUUGUGGAAGUCAUUUCACAAGGAAAGUUUGGCACAGUAUGGAAAGCAGAUUAUCUCGAAGAUGUAGUUGCUGUUAAAGUUUUCCCAAUGGCCCACCAGACUGCUUGGGUCUGUGAAAAAGAUAUCUUUACAACUUGCAACUUGAAACAUGAAAAUAUUCUUAAAUUUGUUGCAGUAGAGAAGCACAACAAUGGCUCAUGCUCUGAGCUGUGGUUGAUAACAGAGUAUCACGAGCAUGGAUCUCUUGGCGACUAUCUUAAGAGCCAUGUAGUAACGUGGCCAGAGCUGUGUUCAAUGGCAGGAAGUAUGGCUAAUGGCCUUGCAUAUCUGCAUACAGAAGUAUUAGAAAGUUCUUUCAAACCCUGCAUAGCUCACAGAGAUUUCAAAAGUAAAAAUGUGCUGGUCACAAAGGAUCUAACCUGCUGUUUGUCUGAUUUUGGACUGGCAAUGAAGUUUGACUCUGGCGGGGAUCCAGGGGAGACACAUGGCCAGGUUGGAACAAGACGUUACAUGGCACCAGAAGUACUUGAAGGAGCCAUCAGUUUCACAAGGGAGUCAUUUUUGUACAUUGAUAUGUAUGCCUUUGCUCUGGUUCUUUGGGAGUUGAUGUCCAGAUGUACUGCUGCUGAUGGUCCUGUUGAUGAAUACAAGUUGCCAUUUGAAGAAGAAAUAGGAUCACAUCCUUCCUUAGAGGACAUGCAACAAGUUGUAGUACAGCAAAAGAUCAGACCUAAAUUCCGACCAGACUGGUUUGUCCACUCGAAUAUGGCGAGCCUUCUUCAGACUAUUGAAGAAUGUUGGGAUCAAGAUGCAGAGGCUAGGUUAACAGCUCAGUGUGUCGCAGAAAGGUUAUCUCAAUUCAACACAAAUUCAAGCUUCGAUUUGGCGCAUUCUCCCACUGUUACAACAGUAGUUAACAACACCAACAUUACUCCAUCUUCAAAAGAGUCAUCAAUAUAAACAAGAGUAAAAAAAUAAUACAAUGUGAAGCAUCCUUAGGGAGCAGCGAGUCAGUAAGGUGAGUAUCAGGAAUACAUUCACCUGUAAAAGAGUCAGGAAACUCAGAGUUUUAAACACUGUGGAUCAGAGUUUGUGUACAAGGCAGCAAAUGGAUACAAUACAGUGAACAAACAAAAAUCAAGCCAAAGAUCUUUGCCGUUCAGCCAGCAAAUGGGUACUGUGUGCUGUUCGUUGUUUGAUCAAUUUGUCCUCUUCAACAUAUUUUAAGACCAUUACGACAUAUUUGGUAAUCAGUGGUUAACACCCCUAUUGAUUUUUUAAGUAAGCAUUUUGGUGGUACUGGUACAUUUUAAUUCAAACAAGAACACGGCAUCAACACUAAAACUACCGGUAACUAGAACUUUAGGUAAUUAAGAAAGCUGAACAAAGUUAUCGGGCUUUAUUUCUUUUUCAUCUUCUCCUUACAAACAGGUUCUUAUUUUAAAGACUGGUGUACCAUACUUUUAAACUGUUAUUUACUAGCCGUAUGUAGAUACAUUUAUUUUAUUAACUGAAGGUGCAAUAUUUAUCCAUCAUUGAUUGUGACGAUCUCACUGAUCUUUAUCCUAGUGAUGUGAAUUUGCUAUGAUAUCAAUAUUAAGGGAAAGGGAAAACUUAAAUUGGUCAUUUUGUUACCAGGAUAAUUACCUGGUAUGUUGAAGUUUGUUGAUUAUGCUAUUUAUACAGGGUUGUCAAAAGAUUCCUAGCAAUUGGUGCCUUUCAACACCUACUGAAAAGCAUGCCGGCUGUCGUGAAUGCUUGUGGCUCAAGUUUCAGCAUAGAAGCAUGACCUUGUGUGGCCUAUUUUGAAUCCCAAACUCAUUACUCAAAUUCUUUUUUGACAAUCCUGUUACAUGAGUGUUACAUUAGUGGAUGGAGUAUUCUACAGAUGUGUCCUCUCCGUUCAGUUGGACCAUUUCCUAUUUAUCCAAAAUCAGUAAUAGCAGGUUGCGCUCGAUACUAGAGCAGUAAUUUUCAAAAUGGAUGCAGAGAAAUUAAUUUUGUUGGUGUCCGUGAAGAGGAAGCCACUGACUAGAGAGAAACUCUAUUGUUCUGAUAAUCCCCCAAGUACCUCUAGUAACACAAUUAGUCUCCUCAGGCUCGGUUAUUAUAGUCAAUUAGUCGCCAUGGUCUUGUCUAAGGGAUUAAUUUGACAAUAUUUGUCUCUUCUGGGGCAGAGAAUUGGCCUAUGGCCAUCUUUGAAUAUUUGUGAAUCGUCUCAAGUGUGUGAUAAAUUAAGUGAAAGCUAACAUGUGAUUAGGUACUUAAUCUGCAUGUUGUCUUAAAGAAGAUUGAGAAAGGAAACUUUACCAUUCCGUAUCUUCAUGUCCAUGUAAAACCAUUUUUUCUUGUUUUCAGUAUCCUACAGAGAAAAGUACGUUGAUAGAUGAUCUGAAUUGGACAAUUUUAAAAUUCUGUUCUCCUGAUCCUUUAGUCACUUGGACAGUUUCCCAGAUACUUCAAAGCAAUGAUAAAUUAUUACUGAACUAUUAAUUAUCAACUAAGCAUUCAUUUUGCGUAAAAUAAUCCAGCGUGUUAAUCAAUACAUCUCAAAAUAAAAGACUUUCGCAAUAUCUCCAUGUUCAAACCCAAAUGUGCUGGCAUAAUGAUUAAUUCCUUUGCUAAAAGAUUGACCAUUUUAUCUUUUAAGGGGGUGGGGAAGGGGAUGAAAGUAUCAUCAAAAAAUUACUCUCCUGGAAAAGAAAAUCAAAGAAAACAUUUGUCUCACAAAACUGCUAAAAACAGCAACAUUUAUUAUAAUUUUACCCCUCCAUAACUAAAAUGGUUCAUAGUCCUCAAUGUCUAAUAUAUUGUCCAUUGUCAAAGAAAACAAUUGUGACUGUAUCUAUAUCAAGGUAAUAUUCUCUAGUUAUUUGUUACACCAAGGCUGAAAAAAUUUAAAUGUGAACGGGAAAGAAUAUGGUCUUUCCUAUUUCAGAGAUAUGUACCCAAUAAUAAUCAAAGUUGUACAGAAAAGACAACAAUCUCUUGUUACUGUAAAUAGUUUUAAGUAUUUUUACUACGCAUUUAUCAUAUUGUUGUUAUAUUCUACAAUUCGAUGUCUUACGAUUCGCAUUUAUCGCGGUCUGUAAAUAGAGUUCUUCUGAUACAGCUCGGUAAGAGCUCCUGAAUUAACGAAGCUUUUAUCCAGGUCCCGCACUUGCCCAAGGCAAGAGAGGGCCCUGGGUACGGCAAUGAAUAAAACCAUAUCAUCAGUUUGAAAAUAAGAAAAGGUUGAACUAUUAAACUUGGAAACGUC